UAUCAGCGCGCACAAUGCAGGCUUAGGUAGCCCUUGUUUGUUGGGUGUGGCCUAGCUGAUCUGAGCUGGGGCGAGCUGAUCGGCAGGCGGCAGAAAGCGAGAGCGAGAGCGAAGCUCGGAGGGGAGGAGGAGAGAUCGUCAUGGGGAGGGGACGAGUUGAGCUGAAGCGGAUCGAGAACAAGAUCAACCGUCAGGUGACCUUCUCCAAGCGCCGCAACGGCCUGCUCAAGAAGGCCUACGAGCUCUCGGUGCUCUGCGACGCCGAGGUCGCGCUCAUCAUCUUCUCCAGCCGCGGCAAGCUCUACGAGUUCGGCAGCGCCGGAAUAACUAAGACAUUAGAAAGGUACCAACAUUGCUGCUACAAUGCUCAAGAUUCCAAUGGCGCCCUCUCUGAAACUCAGAGUUGGUACCAGGAAAUGUCAAAACUGAGGGCAAAAUUCGAGGCUUUGCAGCGCACUCAAAGGCACUUGCUUGGGGAGGACCUUGGCCCACUCAGCGUCAAGGAACUGCAACAGCUAGAGAAACAGCUUGAAUGUGCUUUAUCACAGGCGAGGCAGAGAAAGACACAACUUAUGAUGGAGCAAGUGGAGGAGCUUCGCAGGAAGGAGCGUCACCUGGGAGAAAUGAACAGGCAACUCAAGCACAAGCUCGAAGCUGAAGGAUGCAGCAACUACAGAACCUUGCAGCAUGCCGCCGCCUGGCCAGCUCCCGGCGGCACCAUCGUGGAGCAUGACGGCGCCACAUAUCAUGUGCAUCCGCCUGCUCACUCAGCUGCCAUGGAUUGUGAACCCACUCUGCAGAUCGGGUAUCCUCAGCAUCAGUUUCUGCCUUCUGAGGCAGCCAAUAAUAUUCCACGCAGCGCUCCCGGAGGCGAGAACAACUUCAUGCUGGGAUGGGUUCUUUGAGUUCCACUGCAGAUCCAUCCAUCCAUCCAUCCAUCAGAUGAAAAUUGCAACAAAUAAAAGGCGUAUUCGGCGCUAUA
Molecule: messenger RNA, 982 nt
Organism: Panicum hallii
Lineage: Eukaryota; Viridiplantae; Streptophyta; Magnoliopsida; Poales; Poaceae
Product: MADS-box transcription factor 6
Exons: 8
Coding region: 141-905 (254 amino acids)
Biological process (GO): positive regulation of transcription by RNA polymerase II
Cellular component (GO): nucleus
Molecular function (GO): protein dimerization activity; DNA-binding transcription factor activity, RNA polymerase II-specific; RNA polymerase II cis-regulatory region sequence-specific DNA binding
Source: RefSeq, a predicted model, not a curated record